AUGACGGACAUUGACUACAUCGAGUUCGGCCUUUGUGACCAUAACGUUUGUCGACGUUGCUACGAUACAGCUGAAAGUGCUGAUCACGAAGGCAUACAUGGAUGUUGUAAUGCCGAUUGUCUCGAACUAGCAAAGAAAGAGACUACGCGCAAGAGAAAAGUUGUUAAAAGAGCGGAAAAACGACGAGCAAGAAGGCUCCGCAGCGAAGACUCGUUCCGGAUGCAAUAUGAUGACAGCGAGCUGCAAAAGUUCGUGGAUGGGCUCAACAUUCACAGAGAUGCCAGAUCCGGCAGACUCCAGUACGACGGAGUAAGUUAUUGA
Cooperia oncophora is the source of this 321-nucleotide messenger RNA. Lineage: Eukaryota; Metazoa; Nematoda; Chromadorea; Rhabditida; Trichostrongylidae. The record is from the annotation of a GenBank genome assembly.